Messenger RNA from Etheostoma spectabile (orangethroat darter), 1757 nucleotides. RefSeq names its product deleted in malignant brain tumors 1 protein. Lineage: Eukaryota; Metazoa; Chordata; Actinopteri; Perciformes; Percidae. The transcript has 14 exons. The coding region runs from base 66 to 1622 and encodes 518 amino acids. The record is from RefSeq and is a predicted model, not a curated record.
GCCUGUCAACCACUGCCAAACCAAUCACAGCUCAGCCCUCGUGUCGUUACAACUGCGGCAGGCACAUGGGAAGCUGUUCCUGCUCAAGCUCUUGUCAAUACAAUGGCAACUGUUGUUACGACUACUACUCUUACUGCCCCUCACCCACCACAGCUCAGCCCUCAUGUCGUUACAACUGCGGCAGGCACAUGGGAAGCUGUUCCUGCACAAGCUCUUGUCAAUACAAUGGCAACUGUUGUUAUGACUACUACUCUCACUGCCCCUCACCCACCACAGCUCAGCCCUCGUGUCGUUACAACUGCGGGAGUCACAUGGGAAGCUGUUCCUGCUCAAGCUCCUGUCAAUACAAUGGCAACUGUUGCUAUGACUUCUACUCCUACUGUUCAAUCACAACUAACAUGCCAGCCACAGUAAAACCCUGUGGAGGUUCUCUGUUUGGCUCUGGCACCUUCUCCAGCCCCAACCACCCCAACUACUACCAUGACAAUGCCUACUGUGUCUGGCAGCUCAGGGCUGCGUUUGACCAAAGAAUCUUCCUGGAAUUCACCUACCUGCAAUUGGAGAACUGCUGCUCCUGUGACUAUAUUUCCAUCUAUGAUGGGCCAUCUGUUAGCUCACGGUAUCUGGGGAAAGUGUGCAACAACAGUCUGAGUUCUUUCUACUCCACUUCCAACUACUUGACUGUGCUCUUCCGGACUGAUGGUUCCGUGGUUGGCCGAGGGUUCAAUGCUGACUUCAUAAGCUCUCUGCCACCAAGCUCAGGUCGAGUGGACUGUUCCUCAGACAACAUGAACAUUGUGAUUGAGAGGACUUACCUGAACUCUCUCGGAUACGAUGGCCACAGUCUGUACCUGAAUGACCCGCACUGCAGACCACAGGUUUCCACAUAUCAGGUGGUCUUCAACUUCCCCAUUAACACUUGUGGCAACAUUCGAAAGUUUGAGAAUGACAGAGUUGUGUACACCAACACCCUCCACGCCUACACCUCCAGCUCCGGGGAGAUCACACGCCAGUCUCACUUUAAGAUGAACGUGGGUUGUCGAAUGGAGCAGGACUCAGUGGCCCAGAUCAUGUACGUUGUCGAACAUCGUGAUAACAGCAGCAUCACAGGCACAGGCAGAUUUAAUACCAGCAUGGAUUUCUACACAUCAAGCAACUUCUACUACAAGGUUACUCAAGUUCCAUACGAGGUGACACUCAACCAGAACUUAUAUGUCCAAGUGAACCUGAGGAGGGGUGACAGUUCCCUGGUUCUCUUUCUUGACACCUGUGUGACCUCACCAUCACCCCAUGAUUUCCAGACCAGACCUUACUACCUGGUCCGCAAUGGCUGUCCCGUGGACAACACCUACGUGAGCUACAUCACUGGCACCCAAGCCUAUGCCCGUUUCACAUUUAAGGCCUUCCAGUUCCUGCGAGCCACAGAGUCGGUGUACAUACAGUGUAAGGUCCUGAUAUGCCAAGCCUCGGACUACAAUUCUCGCUGUCGACGUGGCUGCAACAAACGGGCGGCCAGAGACUUGGGGUCAGAACAUGACCGUCAAACUUUGGUCCUGGGACCCAUUAAACUCAAAGACCCUGAAAAAAAGGAAGAAGAGACUCCCAAGCAGGACAAGGCUUAACUAGAUUCUGCAAUUUGCUGCUUUAAUACUCUUAACUAAUUGUUACAGCUCAUUCUGUUCAUUGUGACACUAAAUUGUUUGCACCAUUGUUCUCUUGAUCACCUCAAUUACCUGAUUAAAAGCAUCAAAAGACAA